GAGACGUGUCAGUCACUUACAAGUCAAUCAAUUUUCAAUAAAAUUGUGAUUUGUGUUGUUGAAUUGAUGUAUGGAGAAUUAUUUAUAUCGGAUUAGGGAAUAUAAAUAAUAUUUAUAACUUCAAAAUGCCGGCGUCCAUAGAGGCGAACCCGGCGAAUGGACAACGCAAAGGCAUAUUUGAGAACACUACCGGCUUCAGUACAUUGAUCACUGUUACGGUUCUGUUGUUGGCUUGGUUGGCCGGUUUUGCUUCCCGGCUUUUCGCUGUAAUAAGAUUUGAGAGCAUAAUUCACGAGUUCGACCCAUGGUUCAACUACAGAUCUACUGCUUACAUGGUCGAGCAUGGGUUCUACAACUUUUUGAACUGGUUCGAUGAGCGGGCGUGGUACCCCCUCGGUCGUAUCGUGGGGGGAACAGUGUACCCCGGUCUCAUGAUAACCUCAGGGACCAUACAUUGGAUACUCCACACCCUCAACAUUCCCAUACACAUUAGAGAUAUUUGUGUAUUUCUGGCGCCGGUGUUCAGUGGCUUAACUGCUAUAGCGACAUACUUGCUAACCUCGGAACUGUGGUCCCGGGGUGCCGGCCUCUUCGCUGCAUGUUUCAUUGCAAUAGUGCCAGGCUACAGCAGUAGAUCCGUAGCAGGAAGCUACGAUAAUGAGGGCAUUGCCAUUUUUGCACUACAAUUUACAUAUUAUUUGUGGCUGAAGAGCAUUAAGAGUGGUUCUAUUUUCUGGUCAAUAUGCACUGCCUUAUCUUACUUUUAUAUGGUGUCAGCAUGGGGAGGUUACGUGUUCAUUAUUAACCUCAUACCCCUGCAUGUGUUUGUCCUACUCAUCAUGGGCAGGUUCUCCCAGAGGCUGUUUGUCAGCUACACCGUGUUCUAUAUUGUGGGACUACUGCUGUCCAUGCAGAUCCCAUUUGUGGGCUUCCAGCCUAUUCGCACCAGUGAGCAUAUGGCUGCAUCAGGUGUGUUUGCUCUACUGAUGGCUGUCGGAGCUCUGAAAUACCUUCACAGUCUAAAUCCUAAAGGGCAGUGGAAGCAACUGCUCAUCCUAGGAGGUCUAGCGAGUGCUGGACUGGUAUUUCUAGUGGUAGUUCUUCUCACCUACAUGGGAGUUAUUGCACCAUGGAGUGGCAGGUUUUACUCCCUAUGGGAUACUGGCUAUGCAAAAAUCCACAUUCCAAUCAUUGCAUCUGUGUCGGAGCAUCAGCCCACCACAUGGUCGUCAUUCUUCUUUGACCUCCAUGUUCUAGUGUGCACAUUCCCCGUGGGUCUCUGGUACUGCAUCAAGAAUAUUAAUGAUGAAAGAGUUUUUGUGGCGCUAUACGCACUAAGCGCGGUAUACUUCGCGGGUGUGAUGGUGCGUCUGAUGCUGACGUUGACGCCGGCGGUGUGCGUGCUGGCCGGCAUCGCGUUCUCCAUCCUGCUGGAGCUGGCUUUACGAGAAGAUGAGCCACAGCCGGCAGCGCCCGCGCCGGACUCCAAGCCGCUCUUCGAUAAGGUAGUAGAGGCGGGCAAGCCCAAGAAGCGUGCAGUGGAGCCCGUACCAGCGGACGCGGGUCUCGGCAUGAACGUGCGGUCCGGCACACUCAUAGCAUUCAUGAUACUGCUCAUGCUGUUCUCUGUGCACUGCACCUGGGCAACGUCCAACGCCUACUCCAGCCCCAGUAUAGUGCUGGCUAGCUAUGGAAACGAUGGGUCUCGCAAGAUUCUGGACGACUUCAGGGAGGCGUACGGCUGGCUGUCGCAGAACACGCCAGAUGACUCCAGGAUCAUGUCCUGGUGGGAUUACGGAUACCAGAUCGCGGGCAUGGGUAACCGCACCACACUCGUCGACAACAACACGUGGAACAACUCGCACAUCGCGCUCGUCGGCAAGGCGAUGGCAAGCGACGAGCGGAGCGCGUACGAUAUAAUGACGACGCUCGGCGCAGACUACGUGCUCGUCAUAUUCGGCGGCGCCAUCGGUUACUCCGGCGACGAUAUCAACAAGUUCAUAUGGAUGGUGCGCAUCGCUGAGGGAGAACAUCCCAAGGAUAUACAUGAAGCGGACUACUUCACUGAGCGAGGAGAGUACCGAAUAGACAACGAAGCCUCAAAAACCAUGCUGAACUGCCUUAUGUAUAAACUGUCGUAUUAUAGGUACGACAGCGGCGGCAGUCCGCCGGGCUACGACCGGACUCGCGGCGCGCUGCCCGGCAACCGCGGGUUCAAGCUCACCUACCUCGAGGAGGCCUACACCACAGAGCACUGGCUCGUGCGCAUAUACAGAGUAAAAAAGCCGCAUGAGUUCAAUCGGCCGCGUCUGCCUCUCGCCAAGAGAACCAUACAGACAUCCAACAGUUUGUCGAAAAAGACGUCGCGGAGAAGAAAAGGUCUGCUGAAGAACAAGCCGGUACUAGUGAAAGGCAAGAAGAUGCGACUAGAGUGACGCUAGCGCCCCCACUUUGUUCCUACGGCCGCUCUCGCGCGGGCAAUGCUCUGACGUCACAACUCAGUAAAGUUACUUUUACGGAUACGAACAAACUGUACUCCGAUUUUACUGUUUUAAUCCGGCAAUAGUAUUGUUAUUUCGAUACAGUGUCCAAAAAUGACUAUAUUAUAGCAAACAGCAAAGUCUACACAAAACCACUUUGAGAUCACUGAGGCCAAUAAAACCAGUCGUUUAAAUACUUAUCACAUCACACAAAAUUAGUUUGUGUGAUGUAUAUUAGAAUACUAUUGCAGUUUAAGAAGCACCAGACCUGAUCGAAGCAAUAUUGUCGUCGGAUGAAAAAAGCAAAUUCGCGACGGAAACUACAAAAGAUUACGUCAAGCAGUUGUAGUUUUCAACUAUUUUCACAAAGUACCGUAAAAGUAGCUUGAUUCAUAAUAACGUAAUAAAAUUAGUUGAAAAAUAUUUUUAUGAUCUUGAAGAACCUUAAGCAUUUUCAAAAAUUGCUCCUCACUAAAUAUCGCUAUGUUGCCAGUCAAUUAUUAAAACAUUGCCCGCGUAAGAGCGUCCUACCAUAUUAUUUGUUACUACUGUACAUACAAAUGCCAUUGAUGUAUAAUGAAUGGACACACUACUUGUUUAUGGCCUAGAUACUGGUACCGUAAUACCUAUUUUUUGAGUUACAAAUCAUGUAAACCUCAAACAAAUUGCAGGGUCUAUUUAUUAUAUGUCUGGCUAUACAUAGUUUUGUUGCACGUUUGAACGCAUUUCAUUAUUU
Aricia agestis (brown argus) is the source of this 3216-nucleotide messenger RNA. It is a transcript of the gene Stt3B, whose product is annotated as dolichyl-diphosphooligosaccharide--protein glycosyltransferase subunit STT3B. The record is from RefSeq and is a predicted model, not a curated record. Gene Ontology annotation, molecular function: dolichyl-diphosphooligosaccharide-protein glycotransferase activity. Gene Ontology annotation, biological process: post-translational protein modification. Gene Ontology annotation, cellular component: membrane. The transcript is spliced from 14 exons. Bases 126 to 2435 code for a protein of 769 amino acids. NCBI's taxonomy places the organism in Eukaryota, Metazoa, Arthropoda, Insecta, Lepidoptera, Lycaenidae.